Messenger RNA from Stegostoma tigrinum, 2117 nucleotides. It is a transcript of the gene c33h15orf40, whose product is annotated as chromosome 33 C15orf40 homolog. Lineage: Eukaryota; Metazoa; Chordata; Chondrichthyes; Orectolobiformes; Stegostomatidae. Gene Ontology annotation, cellular component: cytoplasm. The record is from RefSeq and is a predicted model, not a curated record.
GGGCUCUUCCCGGUCGGCUUGGUCCUUAUGCGGAGGACUUGGCUUCACUGUGUCUUGAUCACCCUGACAGUUCCCGGUGUAGGUGUGGGGCCAGGUUUUCAGCGACUCCUUCCUGUUGCCUGGCCGCUGCUGGCCUUCACCCGCCUGGGCCUGGGGCUGGGGCUGGGGCUAAGAGCGGAGUCAGGUGGCGUUAGGCGAAGAAAGAUGCCGAAAACCUCGAGCGAAACGCGAACGAUGACUGUGAAGAAUUCUGCAAAAGUAGCCCAGGGACCUGUGAAGCUCGAUAAAAGUGGUGUUUUGGUUGUUAUUCAUGCUAAACCUGGAGCCAAACAAAAUACCAUAACUGAUGUGUCGGGAGAAGCUGUGGGUGUGGCCAUUGCAGCCCCUCGGUCUGAAGGUGAGGCCAGGACGGAACUGGUGUGCUAUCUGGCCAAAGUGCUGGGAUUGAAGAAAAGUGAAGUUGACCUGGACAAGAUAUAUAGAUCACGUCAGAACGUGGUGAAGAUUCUGGCUUUAUUGAUCUCAGAAGGAGUGCAAGAAAGACUCAGGACCACAGCUACUACAAACUUGUACAAGAAGCAGGGCCUUGAGGCAGAGGUGCAACCUCGAUAAUGAUCUUAGAACCAGACAAUUAAAUGAAAACUUCACUGUCUGAAGAAAAUAUGCAGGAGAUGUCUGUGACUAAUUUGUCUCAUCAGAAGUUGCAUUUGAUGAAUCUUGGAUAACUCUCUCAUGCUAACCAUCAAAUCCAGGUGUGAACAAGUGCAGGUAUAGCUGAUUUCUGAUUUUUGUUUUUAAUUUAUAAAUUUGGAACUAUUUGGUUAAUGAACUUACCUUGACUGUACAUUAAUUCUUGAAUUGCUCAGGAUUAUUUUGUGUGGAAACUCAUGUACACAGACAUCAACUAUAUUUUGCAUAAUUAAAAAACACUGUUCAUGAUGGGGUGUGUCCCAGAUUGAAACAUUAACCUAUGAUCCCAUUUGUCUGAUUCACUGGUUCAGUUGUGUUUAAAAAUGCCAUGACAGUACAGUCAGAGCAGGAAGUUCUCAACCAGCUCUCCCAACAGAUGAUCAACAGUAUGAUAACCACAUAGACAUCCAUGGGACACUGGCUGCAGAGUGGCUGUGGUUUUUCUGACCUAAAAGCAAGUUAGUGCUCUUCAGUCAUCUGAAAUGUGGUAACACAUUGUAUAAUUUCAAGUAUUUUCCUGUGUGAGCAUUGACGUGUUUGGGAACUGAGUAGACUAGCUGGUUAGAGAACAAAACUAUAAUCGUUGGAAGAGUGCUGAGCCUCAGGCCGUUAUGCAAGUGAAAUUAAUCACAGAACUUGUGUCAAUUAGAAAUGGGUUACAGUUGCAAAAUUAUUUUAGGGUUGUCGAAAUUCAUUUACUGAUAUAAUAAACUGGUGAAUAUGAACAUGAUCUAAUGUUUUACUCCAUAUUUUAGGAAAUGGUAGUUUUCAUAAAAUGCUUCAUAAAGCAGUGUUAUUCAGUUGGUAAGCAUCAGCAUUUACAGUGUUGCUUUUUGACAUAUUGAAGAAUGUACUUUCAGAUCAGAGCCUGUUUGAGUGACUUUGCAAGCUGAACAAUCAUGGAGUCCUGGUUUUGUGUGUGCGCACACACCUGUUCUCUUCAGAGUUUUUUUUAAAUGUAGGGUCAUCUGGUAGUUUUGUUUUCUCUCUCAAUUUUUUUACUUUUGCCUGGUUUUAUUCAGUCAUCAGUGCAGACUUUAAAACUGUGUGAGGCUGUUUUUGUAAUUUCCUAUUCAUAGAAUUCUUACAAUGCAGAAAGAGGCCAUUUAGCUCAUGAAUUAAUCUUCACUUUAAGAAUAUUGUGACACAAGGGAACGGUAUGAGAGUUGAUUAUCUGUAGGGUGGUGAAUGCUCCCUCCGUGGCCACGGCUAACUGAUGUGGUUUUACAGGCUGAUGUUCAGAAAAAUCAAUAUCUGUAACUGCUGGAGCUGUUGAGAGAUGUAAUGCUGUGGCCUGAUUUUGUAGUGUUUCCAGGCAGCAGCUGCAGAGGGUGCUAGAGUCCAGGAGAGUGAAGAGCAGUGACUGUAUGAAGCAACAAGUGAGAUUCAUGAUAUCUUAGAACAGCUGCAGGCAAAGGUCCCCUCAA